UUCACUAUCUUUCUUUCAUUCACACUCACACUCUCUCUCUCUCUCUCUCGCCCGACCGCCCGACCGCCUGCCUGCCUGUGGUCGUCCCGUCCCUCCCUCCGCUCUCUAUGCGGAAAAGUGUGAAAAAGUUUUGGUAGCGAGCGGCUCUUAUGUAUGCACCAGCCUCGCGGCAAGCACAGCGGCUACAACAUGUUUCUGGCCGUCAACCAGAGUCUCCACAAUGCCAGCAAGAAGAAGAAGAAGCGACGCUCCAUGCAGCAGGAUGAGGACGAGACCGCGUCCACGUCCGCCGCGACAGCAACAAAUGCGGUGAAGCCGCGGCGUCUCGAGUCCGCGGCCUCCAGUGACCAUCUGGUGGGCGACACAGAAUCGACUGCUGGUGCUGCGACUGCCAACAAGGCGGCCACUUCACUGACACUCGUCUACAUCUAUUUGGGGGCCCUCACCCUGAUCCUGGCCAGCCUCGCCAUCGUCUUCUACACGCACACACAGCAGGAUCCCCCACCGACGCAGAUCUCGAGCUCGCUGUUUCGCGCACAGUUCCAGGCGGAGCUGCAGCGAUCACAGGAUGCCCUGCGAGCGAUGGUCAGCCAGAUAAUCGAAGCGGAUCAUGAGCGGGAAACAAGCACCGCCAGUACCACGCGAAAGAUCAGCAGCAGCAGCAGCGGCGGCGGCAGCGGAGAGGUGAAGAACGAGCGCAAGUUCACGGACAAUCUGAUCGGUCACGCCCCGCGCGCCUCAGAGGAGAAGCGGAUGCGGAUGCGAGUCCGGCGGGACAUUGCCUCGUCGCCCGCCUCGAUGCACGCGGACCCACUGAUCGAGUUCUUCAAUCCGAACCACCGCAUGGCGCUCGAGGAGCAGGACUCAGAGAUCCGCAAGCGGACCGGCCAGAAGGGUGCGGCCCCCGGCGGCGACGAGUGGAUCUACCUGAACACCUACUGCCGCGUGCCCGAGAAGAUCAUCACGGGCUUCUGCAAGGGCACCCAGGACUACUGUCCGCCGGCACCGGUGGGUCCGCCGGGUGAGUCGGGCCCCAAGGGUCCCACCGGCAAUCCCGGCCUGCCCGGCAUUCCCGGCCCGAAGGGCAAUCGCGGCGAUGUCGGACUGCCCGGCGCCCCCGGCGUCGAUGGCGUCGGCCAUCUGGGGCCCGCGGGUCCGCGUGGACCCAAGGGCGAUGCUGGCGGCGUCGGGCGGUCCGGUCUAGAUGGACGGGACGGUGUGCCGGGGGAGCCGGGACUGGACGGCGUGCCGGGACGAGCGGGUGCCGAUGGCAAGAACGGACAGCCGGGGCGCGAUGGCAAGGACGGGCUGAAUGGCAAGGACGGCAAGGAUGGGCUGUCCAUAACGGGGCCGAAAGGCGCCCAGGGACCACCCGGCGAACGCGGACUCAAGGGCAUUGCUGGUCCGCGCGGACGUCCUGGAAAGCCGGGCACCAACGGCACGCCCGGAGUUCCCGGCAUCAAUGCAUGGAAAAUGCAGUUCCCCAAUGGCAGCUCCUCGAACGAUCUGCUGAUACCGCCCUCGAUAACAGAUCUGCAUGCACCGGACUUCCAUCGCACGGUAAUUGUGGAGGAGGGGCGAUCCCUGAACCUUAGCUGCACGGCCACCGGCAGUCCCCAGCCGCAGGUGGAGUGGCGUCGCGAGGACGGUCGCACCAUCAACGUCAAUGGAAUGGAGAUGGCCUCCAUUAGCGGACAGUUCCUGAAGUUCACGAACAUCACGAGGCACCAGAUGGCGGCCUACACAUGCUAUGCCAACAAUGGGAUUGCUCCCGUCGCCAAUGCGACCUUCAUCGUGGAAGUUCACUUUGCUCCCAUGAUCUCGGUGUACCGACAAAUGAUCUACGCGGAGUACCAGAGCAGUGCCACGCUGGAGUGUCUGGUGGAGGCCUUCCCCGAGGCCAUACGCUACUGGGAGCGGGCCUACGAUGGCAAGAUUCUGGACCCCAGCGAGAAGUACAGCAUCGAAUCGUAUCCGGAUGGUUUCAAGACAUCUAUGCGGCUGACCAUCAACAACCUGCGAAAGGACGACUUUGGCUACUAUCAUUGUGUGGCACGCAACGAACUGAAUGCCACCAUGGUCAACUUUGAGAUAGCACCGCAAGAUCCGAACAGCGAGACCCCGUAUGUGGGCAACAGCAUCAAGGUGUACGGCCAGCGACCGCCGGAGAGCGAGUGCCCCGUCUGUGACCAGUGUCCGGAUCCCAGCCUGUACCAGUGCAAGGACUCCAUACUGAACAACUUUGAGAUCCAGCCGACAGGAAACCUCAGCUAUCCGGGGCUGCCCAAGCGACCCAAGACUUGCUAUCUAUAUGCCGUUGGCAAGCCCGUGUUCCACAAGGUCGUUAACGAGAAGUUUGGAUCGUGGCUGCGAGACCCAGCGCCGGACAGCGAUCGAGAGAAGACGUUCGUGACGAACGAGAACGAUCCGUACAAUCUGUUUGAGUUCACCACGCGGAUACAGUACCGCAUGAACAGUGUGCCCAGGCGCAAGUACGAAAUUCCCGAGGGUUUCCAUGGCAACGCUCAUGUGGUGUUCAAUGGCUCGUUCUACUACCACCAGAGGAACUCCGAUCUGGUGGUUAAGCUGGAUCUUAUAAGCCUCAAAAAGAUAACCACCCAAUUGCCCUACGCGGGAGUGGCGGCCUCAAACCGACUCUACGCCACGGACUUCAACUUCAUGGACUUCAAUGUGGACGAGGUGGGUCUGUGGGUCAUCUACAGCACCUACAACUCCAACAACACUCUGGUGGCCAAGCUGGAUGCGGAGACCCUGAAGAUGCAGUACAACUUCAAUAUAACCUUGGACCAUCAUCAGUUCGGGGAAAUGUUCAUUGUGUGCGGCAACCUUUAUGCCAUCGACUCGGCCACCGACAAGAACACACAGAUCCGAUAUGUGGUGGACCUCUAUAAGGGUAAGCUGCUCAACACGAAUCUGCCGUUCUCGAAUCCCUUCAGCCACACCACCACCGUGGGCUACAAUCCCUUGACAGUGGAACUCUACUCGUGGGACAAGGGUAAUGCACUCACAUAUCCCAUACGCUACAAUGAGCAGCGCCUCAUCUCCGACAACAGUUAGGAGAUCUAUAGAUACAAUAAAUCCACAGCUCAAAUCUAAAGUACAUUAUAAGGCACACACACACAAUAAAUAAAUGAGAAUUGUUUUUUUCCCACAA
This is a messenger RNA of Drosophila persimilis, 3175 nucleotides long. RefSeq lists its product as uncharacterized. Lineage: Eukaryota; Metazoa; Arthropoda; Insecta; Diptera; Drosophilidae. The transcript is spliced from 15 exons. The coding region runs from base 154 to 3078 and encodes 974 amino acids. Gene Ontology annotation, biological process: signal transduction. The record is from RefSeq and is a predicted model, not a curated record.